Molecule: messenger RNA, 10965 nt
Organism: Symbiodinium sp. CCMP2592
Lineage: Eukaryota; Dinophyceae; Suessiales; Symbiodiniaceae
Source: the annotation of a GenBank genome assembly
AUGUCCUCUGUCAUAUUGGACAGUGAAGCGUCGUUCCGGGAAAGAUGCAGUAAAAUAGGCCUCAGCAACGAUCUUCUAGGUAAGUUGAUUGAAGCCGGUUACAACACAUUUGGAAAGCUGGCUUUCGCCGCAUCGUCUACACCGCAAGGUCUGACAGAUGAAGCUGUCGACUCAUGGCUAGCCACUGUAGUCACCCCGGCUCCUGGUUCCUUUCAGGUUUCAGUGAUCCGUAGGUUGCUGUUUGAAUCGCAAUCACUCAAUGUGGCGGACCUCAAGUCUAGGGUCGAAGGGACUCCAGAAGGUUCCGUGCGCCGCCUGCCCCAGGCCGAACGAAAGGAGCGGAUUGAGGCGCAGCAUCGUAGGCUGUCGGGUCUCAUCCUAACUUCUCAUACAACCCCUGCCCAUAGCUGCAUCGACCUUGUGACCGACAUGUACGAGAAUAACACACUCAAGUACAUUCCGAUUAACAGAUGGAUAUCCCGCUUCCAAGAGAUGUCUCUCCAGAAGAAGGAUUCUGCCGUUCAGAUGGACAACGAGGGCAACCUAAAGGUGAUCCAGAAAAAGCCGGAGCCGACGUGCGACACCACAGGCAUGUACCCUCUCCGGCAGGCCUUUCAGAGACGGUCGCUAGCCUUUGAUCUGGGUCACUUGUGUAGCUUUGAAGCUAUGGAAACUUGGAUCAACAAGCUCUUCGAAGCAGUUCAACGCACCGUGCCAAAGGGAUAUGUGGCAGUUAGCUUGGGACAAGUUGUUACGGCAGAUCGCGAGCUUUUUGUUCGGUUGGCCGACAUGCUUGAGGGACAAUUGCAGAAACCCAUAGGUGUUGAAAAACCCAUGGAUGCUGCCUUGCGCGAUCUAUCGGGAAGCCAGGAGAUAAAUCAGUUUCUUCAGCCGCUUGUAGCUCCUCCUCCUGCCCCUCACCCAACGAAGCGCCCUUUCAAGGAGCUUACCACGCCAACCAAAGGUGACGGGAAGGGUAAGACGCCCAACAAGGGCGGUGAAAAGGGCGGAGGCAAGGCAUCCCGUGGGCCUGACCUCGUGGCCACUUCGGAUUCUGCCCCUAGCGAUGCUGAGGUCCUCGCACAGGCCAUUUUGGCCAGAGGGUCAGGGAUUACAAAGCAAGAUGUUGUUCAGAUUUUUGAUUUUUUGCCCAAGGAGAUUCCUUCUAGAGGAGCCUCCUCGCAGCCUCCGAGCAGCUUCAGUUGUGGGGCAUACGCAAAAGGUGGAUUGCAGGGUCUUCGGAGUGAAUGUGCUCUGUUUCCAUUCUGCGUCAAGCUCUUCACUACUUUUGUUCGCGCUUUCAUGCCUGAUCAUUUCUUCACUACAAUCAGUCUGUUUCACAACACCAAAACCGAUUUGCAUGUCGAUUCGAGGAACCAUCCUACCCCCAACGGGGUCAUACCCGUGACACCUUUUCAGGGAGGUGGCAUCUGGAUCGCUGAUGGAUGCGGACCUCACACACGCUCAAUCAAAGGUGACAUAGUAAAAGGCUCAAUCCUUAGCCUCGAGACCCCGGUCACUUUCGAUGCCUUUAAAUACCCUCACGAGACCGAAAGCUGGGUUGGCGAUCGCUUGGUUUGUGUGGCCUUCACUGUCGCGAGCCUUGAGAAAAUUUCAACUGAGUCAGCAAGGACCCUGCUUACUCUCGGGUUUAGGCCCCCGCCUGAUCUAGCCUUUCCCAUUCCUGUGACUGCCCAGGAACAGCCGCCUGUGAAAUCAGACUCGUGGGUUUACGAGCUUUUCGCUGGCAGUGCACGUUUCAGCAAGGCUUGCAAGGAUUUGGGUUUUCGGGUUUUGGGGUUAGACAGUUCUUGCUAUAGAGCAGUCUCUCCUGUAGCCAAGCUUGAUCUGACCUUAGAUUCAGCCCAGGCAAUCUUUUGGGAUCUCAUUAAGGAGUGCCCUCCUUUUCACGUGCAUGCAUCGCCCCCUGCGGGCACGGCUUCUCGCUCUCGUGAGCGUCCCCUGCCAAGGAAUCAUGCCCUUGCCUCUAAGGCCCCUAAACCUUUGCGUUCCGAUGACUUCCCUUUAGGCCUGCCGUCACUGAGUGCCGCGUCUCAGCAGAGCCUUGCAGUGCGCAAGGACAAUGUGCUGUACCGUUUCGUUUACAAGCUUCUACUGCAUUGUUCCGCUUCAGGCAUCAAUGUCAGUGUUGAGAAUCCUCGGAAUUCGCUUUUCUGGAAGGUUCUUCAAUGCUUUGCUGAGGCCGAGGGCUUGCUUUGGCCGCCGGCCGCCUUGGAGUACGUUGAUUUCGACCAGUGUUGUCACGGUUCCGAUCGACCCAAGUCCACUCGCUUCUUGUGCACUCGAGGCUUGUUCCACUCGCUUCGAGCUACUUGUCCAGGCAAUCACGUGCAUCGCCCGUGGGGCUUUGUGUUCCACGAGCGUUCUAUGCAGUUGUCGUCUUCUUUGGUGUCGGCAUACCCCGUUCUGCUCUGCAAACGCAUGGCCUCCUGUCUGGAGAGCGCGGCUUCGUUCCUGGGUCUAUCUUUGCAGGCAUCUCCUGACUUGGCAGCCAGCUCUGUUGCAGUUCUUGGUCGGCAGCACCGCCGAUUCCCUCCCUUGAUUCCUGAGUUUCGCAAGGUCUCUUGGGAACCGCCCUCUUUCCAACCUGACGACUCCUGUCGCAUCCUUCUCUCUCAGAUUGCUUGGGAGGAUGGCGGGAGAGAGAAUGCAGCCGAGGACAGCAAUGCAGCCGACAAUGCAGCUGUGUUUGAAGGACGGGUUACUGGCGACAAGGAGUUAAACCCUCCUGCUAAGCUCCUCAGAGUCGCGAAUAAGGUUUCCAGCAAGGUUCACUCCUCUGGUUUCCCUAACGGUUCCGACCCGCCCCAGGGUUCGGUUAAGGUGGGGUGGUACUUGUCGAUGCAGGAUCACGUGGCAAAGGCCUUGACCUUAAAGCAUCCCGUCGACACUGCCGUAGCCCUUGAUCAGGAUCAGCUUGAUGCCAUCAGCUUCUGCAUGAAAAACACAGAGAAAGAGGUGGUAGAUCAUCGUAAGCUUCAACUUAUGAAGAUAAAGAUCCUUGCCAAAAAGUUUGAGGCCGACGAGGCUCGAUUGCAUUCUUCUUACGACCCUUGGUUCGAAAAGGUUGUUGCGGGAAAGCGUCUUCUUUUGUGGAAGCACCUUCUUGAACAGAACGGUUUCGAUGACAUGCAAGUCUGCGAUUUCAUGAUGUCAGGCGUCCCGAUUGUCGGGCAGUCAGCCUGCCCUCCGCCUUUCAGCAAAAAGAUUGUGCCGGCGACCAUGUCGGAACAGGAUCUCAAAAGCACUGCAUCAUUCCGCCGAAGGGUCUUGACUGGAUCCAGUGGCAUGCAAGCAGCCGACCUUCAGGAUUUGCUGUCAAAGGCUACGAUGGACGAAGUCGAUCUGGGUUUUCUGGAAGGCCCUUACACCGAAAGCGAGCCCCCUCGAUCGUGGCUGGGCAAGUGCCUUGAUUUAUCUAAGGCGUACAAGCAGAUGCCUAUGAAGAAAGAGCAUCGCUCUCUGGCUGUGAUCUACCACAAGGGCCCGGCUGGCGAGGAUCAAUUCUUCAUUGCAAACUCGCUGCUCUUCGGACUCACUGCUUCGGUGUACGGGUUCGUGCGCACGAGCAGAAGCCUUCACAAACUGCUGCUGAAGAUAUUCAAGCUUCCUAGCUCAGUGUACUUUGACGACUUCCCGAUGUUUUCGACAUCACUCGCUUCUAGCGACACUGACGGCAUCAUCAGCGAAUUCUUAGAUCUUCUGGGCUGGAGCCACGCCAAGACAGGCAGCAAAUCACAUCCCUUUGCGGAGGUCUUCUCCGUUUUGGGAAUGCAAAUCGACUUGAGCAACAUGUCGGAGAGAAGCAUCGUCCUGUCGAACAAACCUGGCAGGAUCGAUCGGAUCGUGGAGAAGCGAAAGCCCGCUUCUUGCAUCUGCUUCGGUUGCAGCUUGCAGCUAAAGUACGGAGAGCUACGCAUUGCAUUGACCUUGAUUGAUCAGCCUUUGUGUCCCUUCCCACAGGCUCCAGGGCCACAGCUUGCUGACAUGCAGGCUAUGCAGACGAUGGUGAUGUCGCUUGCUCAGACUGCGCAGCAGACUCUUAUGAUGGUGUCUCAGCAGAGUGCAGCGGCCAACAAGCCACCUCUUGACAAUAGUGGGGGUUUUACUUUAGCCAACAAGGUUCUCAAGUAUCCCGAGCCGUUUGGCACUGAGAAUGCCGAUCAGGAUGCGCUGGGCUGGCUAGCCUGGUCCACCAGUUUCCGUAACUGGGUUACCUUUGCAGAGCCUGCUUAUGAGAGCGAUCUAGCAGAAGUAGAGCAACGCUUGACUGAAGUGCCUCACAUUGCCAAUAUGCCACCCAUUUGUCUUGAAAGGGCUAGGAAGCUGUAUGUGAUUCUAGGCUCUGUCUUGAAAGGGAGGCCUCUUGCAAUACACCGCGGCAUUGAAGAUCGCAACGGGUUUGAAUGCUGGCGGCAGUUAACCUGCCAAUUUAGCCCGAGGACGCGCUCCAGGUCGCUUGCGCUGCUGAGUGCAGUGAUGGGGCUUCCAGCAUUCACGCGUGACCGAACGCUGCGUGAGCAACUCAGCAGCUUCGAGCGGCUGAUCGCCGAGUAUGAGAAGGCCUCUGGCAAUGCACUUCCUGGUGAUGUCAAGCUGUCAGUUGUACUUAGAGCCAUCCCCAAAGCCCUGCAACCCCACGUGCACUUGAGAAUGGACGCUUCUACAACUUAUGAGGACGUAAAGAGCUUGGUCUUGUCAGUCCCAACAAGGGCAGUGCUUCCAUGGAAGUGGACCAAGAAGGCCUCCCCCGAUGCCGAAUGCCACUACUGCCACAAGAAAGGACACUACAAGAGAGAUUGCAGAAAGUACAAAGCUGACCUUGCUGCGGGCAAGGUGCGUGCCAUCACUGAGGAUGAUGCUGCUGCUGGUGGAGAUCAAGGAUCACCGUCGCCCAAGGCAGCCGCCAAAGCAGCUGUGAAGCGCAUCAUGUUUGACAUUCGUGCUAUGCCUGGUGAUCCCGCUUCCUCCUCAAGUGUUAGAGCGAUUCGUUGUGCAGAUUCGCAUGAGCCGUGCCAGUCAGAUCCGUUUGCAGUUUCGCAUGAGCCGUGCCAGUCAGAUCCGUUUGCAGUUUCGGAUGAGCCGUGCCAGUCAGAUCCUUGUGCAGUUUCGGAUGAGCCGCGCCGGUCAGACCUGUCCAUAGGCCGCGUUGAGUCCACUUUGGUCCGAUGUGUGCCCAGUGGCUGUCCUGCAGAGUUUGACAUAUCUAGCAGUGACCAUGAUGGCGAUUGGGAUCUCAGCCCUGUUUCGUCACCCAUGCGUGUAGCUGCAGUCAGCCGUCACAGCUAUGAGCAACAGUUGGAGAUCUGUGUCGACACAGCCGCCGAUGAGUCAUGUCUGCCUCUUGACUUUGAUGAUCUUGGAAUGUGCCUGACCAGCCCGUGUCAUGGAGCGCGGAUCCCUGUGGGUUUCAGCAACAACACUCUUGUGUGCAAGGGCGUCAUACGCUCUAUCCAGGAGCCUCAGCCCUCUGCAGUUCGGGUUAUUAAGGUGCGCUUGACUGGCUUGCUUGACCGCCUUAUCCGCAGCACAGACUUCUUUCAGGAGAUUGCCCCAGGUGUACAUGCCACGAGCCUCACUUCGAAGCACCUUGUCGAUUUGAGCUUGUAUCUGCCUUACGAGGGUCUCGCCUACCGCACCACCUUGAUCAAGAUAGAUGGGGAUUGGGUUCUUUCCGAGCUUUCGUCUUCAAUCGCCGACCUUGGCGAAGACUUGACCACUCAGGUUGCCGAUCAGGAGGUAGAGAUGAUCGUGUUCGGUCAUCGGGAGCCGCUGGCACCCAGCGACCUCGGUUUCGCAACUGAUGUGCCAAUUCUUGAUGCGCCGGCACCUGCACCUCCAGAGUCUUCAGCAGACCCCGUGUUUGAGGAUUUCUUCGGUGAAGCAAUGCAGGAGGCCGAUGUUGAGUUAGGCGGCGGGGCUGAAGUUGAGCUAGCCGGCGGGGCUGCAGCUGAAGCAGCCGGCGGGGGCGAGGCACGCGAUGGUGCCCUUGAUGAUGCAGUGAUGCAAGGGGCACUCGCUGACGAACGCGAAGCCCAGCCAGACAAGAUUGUUGUCGAUGAUGUCGAACUGAGUCUUGACAGCACCCUGUCAGUGCUUCGCCGUGCAUGCCAGAGCCUUGGUGUCGGGAAAUCAGGCUCGAAAGCCGUGGUGUUCCGUAGGCUGUGCAACCAGCUUGACAGGCUUAAGCUGAUUGAGGCUAGUCGCGCCGCUGAGGUUCCGAAUGCACCUGUGCCCAAUGUGCCGGCAGCUCCGAAGGAGCCCACACCAGAGCAGCGACGAGCCCACGAGGCUGUGCACGCCCCAUAUGAAGCCUGGUGCCAGCGCUGCGUGGCCUUUAAAGCAAGGGGUGACAUGCACAAAGCUGCCAAUACUGAUCGCAAAUUUCCUGUGAUAUCCUUCGACUACGGCUUCACUGGCCGAUCGGAGGAGGAUGGCCCUCACAACAAGCUUGCCUUUCUGUGUCUUCACGAUUCUGAGAGUGGCUGGCGAGAGGCCAUCCCGGUGCCAGGCAAGGCAGGCGUGCAUGAUGGGAUCAAUGUCACCAGCUACCUUGCUGCUGAGAUUUGCAGGCUGCUUAGCAUGCUAGGCUACUCCAAAGUUGUGCUUCAAUGCGACCCCGAGCCCACAUGCUUGAAGUUACGCAAUGAGGUGAGGCGCAUGCGGCUACAGCUGGGUUUGCAAACUGAUGUGCAGCAGUCAGCUGAGGAAAGCCACCAAUCCAAUGGAGGUGCCGAGGUUGCCGUGCAAACGCUGCGGCAGCAGUGCAACACUCUGCUCUCGAUGUACGAAGCAGAGACCAAGCUUAAGGUCGCAACGGCCCACGCUCUCCAUUCAUGGUGCCUCCGGCAUUCUUCUUGGAUCCUGAACAGAUUUGUGCUGCGACCCGGAGGGCUUACUCCUUUCGAGAUCAUACAUGGCCGUCCUUACAAAGGGAAAGUGCUACCGUUUGGCGAAACUGUGAUGGGAUUGGUUUCUCCCGGGCCCAAGGGCAAACCGCGGUUCAUCCAGGCCAUCAUGAUCGGAAAGUGCACUCCGAAUGAUGAGUUCAUCUUGUGUUCUGGAGCCGGCAAGCUCAUGUUGGCCCGCACCGUGCGCCGGCUUGCCACUGGCUUCACUCCAGCCUUGCACGACUGUGUCCGUGAUCCUCCUUGGCGCCACCCCGGGUUUGUAGCGGGUUCCUUAGGUAGGUCCCGAGCCCAACGCAAGCCGAAGGUCCUUCCGGCUGGCGGUGACGCAAGGUUGGUAGUUGAGGAUCAGCUUGGUGGGGUUUCCGACUUGCUAGGUGAGCUCGCGCCCUUGCCUGAAGGUCCUGGAGAGAUCCCUGAGGAUGCGCGCGAUUACAGCCCUUCUCAGGAAGCCGCUUCUGAUCCUGAGAGUUCUUCGCAGAUGAGUGAGGAUGACCCCGAUGGUCACCGUUCCGGUGAGGCUGCUGCUCCCGCUUCUGGCGGCACUGGCGCCGCAGAGCUUCCGUUGCAGUCUGGUGCCCCCGUUGCACCGCAGGCUGUUGCUACAGGUGAUUCUUUGGUGCAAAGCAGUGCCGGUUCUGCUGAGCCUAUGCCAGUCGACCCUGCCACUUCGAUUGCAAGGGAACGUCCCAGGCCAGCAGGUGAGGAGGGUGCUCCAGGUCCUGAGCCCAAACGUGCAAGGAUUGCAGCCGCAACUGUGUGCGGUGUGGAGUACCACCAUGCCGACGAGGAUUCCGAUCUUGCAUUCUCCCCAGCGGACAUUGAAAGCAUCAAUGAUCUUGACGGCCUGUGUUCAGAUGAUGAAGAGGAGGAGUGUGAGCAAGGCCUUGCCCCUCCUGAUGAGCUUUAUCGGCCCUUCUCACCACAUGAGCCUGCCCUGAGCCCCGAGGAGCUUGCUGACCUUGAUGCGCUGUGCGACCACCACGAGAUAGCUAGGCUCAAGGCAAUGGGUGUGAUCUACCAGCCUGAGUCAGGCAAUGAGGACUGCAAGUCAUUGACGGUGAAGUUCGUUCGCAGCUGGCGACCGAAAACGCAUCCGGUCACUGAUGCCCCUGUGUGGCUCAGGAGAUCUAGGCUAGUGGCCCGGGAAUUCAGGUUCAGAGAUCCCCUCAGGGAAGGUUUAUACAGCCCUGCAUCCCAAACUGUGCUGCUCAAGCUUCUGCCAGGCUUGUACAUGUCUCGCAAGGGGUAUGCCCUGUUGUCCUGUGAUAUAUCAGACGCCUACUUGACUUGCGAGCAGCCGUGCCCGACCGUGGUGACGCUCCACGGCACUACGUACCGUUUGGCAUUUAUGCUACCGGGGCAGCGGGAUGGUUCAGCGGUCUGGUUUUCCACCUUCACCAAGUAUCUGGUUUCGGAGGGCGGAGUUUCGUUGUGGCCCGGAUGCGAGGCGCUGUUUGCUAUGCGCAACCACUCCGGCGGAGGACUCCUUCACGUAGACGACUUGUUGGGGUCAGGCGAACAUGCUGCGCUGCAGAGACUUGCGCAGAUCAUAGAGUCAAAGUACAAGUGCACUCUUGAGUGGCUUGUUCGCGAAGGCGACAGCUUGCACUUCUUGAAGCGCAAACACACUUUGGCCCGCCAGGAUCUGCUUUGCAUUCAGAAAGCUGACAAACAUAUCAUGAAACUUGUUGAGCUUUUGCAGCUUGAGCGCCACUCCCCGAAGCCCACUCCGUUGCCAUUGCAGACACUUGAUUUGGCCAAGUCAGAGCCUCUCCCAGAGGAUCAGGUGUCGGUUUACAGGUCGUGCAUCGGGAUUCUGAUGUACAUCUCUGCAGACACUGCCGAUAUGCAACAUUCCAUUCGCAUGCUCUCCCAGCACCUUGCCUGCCCAACCGAGGCUUGUAUGAAGGCCCUCAAACACCUGGUUCGAUAUGCUAAAUCAACCAGCGGGUUUUGCCUUGGGCUGGAGCGCACGCAUGCAGGACAUGGCACCAGAGUCCAGUGUGAUACCGGCGCCGACGUGCUGGAGCUGUACACAGACUCCGACUGGGCUUCAGAUCACACCACACGCCGGAGCGUGAGCGCUGGGGCCUUGUACUUGAAUGGGAAUGCGAUUUAUACGGCGAGCCGCACGCAACGAGUCGUAGCUAUGUCAAGCUGCGAGUCGGAGCUCAAUGCCCUUGUGUCUUUUGCAGUCGACUUGAUGUAUGUGAAGGAGGCCCUGCGGUUCAUUGUUGGAGUCACUCCCGAAAGCCAUGCCUUCAGCGACUCCUCCUCAGCUCGUGCUGUUGUGAACAAGCAAGGGCUCUCCAAGCUCAAACACGUCGAGAUCAGAUUGCUGUGGGUUCAACAGGCCCUGAAGGACGGAGCAUUCAAGCUCCACCCGGUCGGGACCCUUGACAACUCUUCGGACUUGAUGACCAAGGUGCUUAAGCGUGAGCGAAUGCUGUACUUGAUGUACCUCUUGAAUGUCAGGGAUGGUGAUGCUCAGUUCAAUCGCGUCGGAGAGGCCCAGGCCGUUGCUCGUGACAACAACCUGUCUUUGAAGCUUGCGGUUAAGGCAGUGAAGGCAUUCAGGGGACCCCCGCAACGGGUGCAUGCGCUCCUGCAAGCGCUGACCUUCAUGUCCUUGAUCGAUGCCAAUCAGGCACGCAUGCUUGACUCCGAGAGCCGUCCGCAUGUGCUUGAAAGCGCCUUGAGCGGUUGCGGAUUCAUCCUUGUGUGCAUCGGAUGCCUCGCGGUGCUAUGCAUGAGCCUGCAGGGAUUCCUCAUAGGUCUAGGGUUUUGGUUUGUGUUGCCAAGUGCCGAGCUGCAGCAACAGAUGCCUUGUGAACCCGACGACGCCACCACACCUGCUUGUGACGACGACGCGCCGACCUUGAGCGAUGACAUUCCUUCAGAUGGUGAGCUUGCGCAAACACCCGAUGUGACCAGAGCAUCCUCUGAUGAGCCGCUGUCAGAGCCAACGCAGAGCAAUGAUGGGGCAGGCGAUGGCAACAGCCACCCUGCUUCACCCACUGCCCAUGAUCCGAUCGAUGAGCCUGAGAACCAUGCCUUGGCAGCAGUGCCGAUUGCAGUUGUUGAUCCUCCUGGAUUCCCUGCUGCUGUCGAUCAGCUGCUUGUGUACCAUGCGCCGAUCUCUGGGAUCACGAUGUGCUUGAUCUGCAUGAACCGAGUUCGCAAUGACUUGCGAUUCCCAAUGCUUCGGAUUACCGAUGAAGCCGACAAUCCACGUUAUCCAAUGCUUUGGACGUCCAUGUUACCAGCCAUUUGGGAAGUCAGACCCACUUGGGCUGAAGAAGCCGAUCUUGCUUUGCGCUAUAGGCGCUUUGUUUCAAGGGUGAAAACAUUCAAGAAGCUUGAAUCCGUGGCUGCUUCGGGUUUCCUCACGAUUCACCAGGCACAGAUUUUGCUGGGCUUGCUCAACUUUUCAUCGGGUUUCUUUGCCGGUCGUGCCCUCAAGCACUCGUGCAAAUGGCUAUCGCCAAAGACAGUCAGCGAGAUGUGCAGGCACACGAUCAAGAUUCUUGUGAGCACACCGCCCCGCUUCAGAAGUUGCGAUUCGACCGGCGAGCCUCCCAUCCUGGUAUGGACUGAUGGAGCUUGGGAGCCUGCCAAAGCCUUCGCCGGGAUCGGUGCAGUGAUUCUCGAUGCGAGCAGCGGCGUAUCCAGAGUCUUUCAAGGGCAAGUUCCCGAGCGCCUUGUGGUUCGCUGGCGCGAGGAGGUCGGGGAGCAAAUCAUCUGUGAGGUGGAGCUUUAUGCCCUCCUGAUGAUCAGGGCCGGCCUUCAGAAUUUUCUUUCAGGAAAGAGAAUCAUUUUCUUCAUUGACAACGAUGCCGCUAGAUCUGUGGUGUUGCGUGGUCAAAGCAGAAGUGACGCGAUGCAUCGCUUGGCCCUGGCUUUGUCUAUGGUCGAUGCCGUCGCCCCUUGCAUUUCUUGGAUAGAGAGGGUGCCAUCCUCAUCGAACAUCGCAGAUUGGCCCUCCAGGGGCGAAGGCUGGAAAGCGCAGAAAGUCGUUCGUGCGACAGAUGUU